CUCGCAACACCUGCAGCCUCCGGUCCUAGCGCCCCCUGCAGCGUCAUAAUGAUUGCCAAAAUCCUCGACGACGUUCCGGAGCCGGUCGUCCUCCACGAGGACCUGAAGACUACCUUUACCGGCGUCGUUCACCAAGUCUCCACCCCCGAUGCUCCCGUGCAUCAGUAUCGCGGGAUCAAAUACGCGACGAUACCUGCCCGCUUCCGCCAGUCUAAUCUCCUCACGCGCUAUCCGCCUGUGACUGAUUGCUCGCGACACGGCCCUAUAUGCCCACAACCAAGUUUCAAGAGCGUCGAAGAGGAGCUGUUCAAUCUCACCGAGGACUGCAUUCCCAACCAGGCGCUCGAGCAGUCAGAGUUCGAAUGCCUCAACCUCGACAUCACAUGCCCCGCGAACGUUACACCCGACUCGUAUCUGCCAGUCAUGCUCUGGAUCCACGGGGGUGGGAACCGGGGCUCCGGCGCGAACUGGGUCACCGACGCUGGUCCGAUUGUCCAGAAGAGCAUCCAGGUUGGCAAGCCCGUCGUCGUCGUAUCCAUAAAUUUCCGCUUGGGUCUGCUUGGCUUCGCCGCCAGCGCAGCUCUGCGCGAGGACAACGUAGCCGCAGGUGACGAGGGUGUGGGCAAUUACGGUCUUCGGGACCAAAGAAGAGCGAUGGAGUGGGUGCACCGCUUCAUUCAGCCCUUCGGCGGCAAUCCCAACAACGUCACACUCUUCGGCGAAUCGACGGGUGCAGGCGACAUCCUAUGCCACCUGCACUCCGCCGCGAACGAGGUCGCCCCGCUGUUCCAUCGCUCCAUCAUCCAGAGCGCGAUAAUUGAUCUGGAAGUGCCCACUGUCCACUCUGCGGGCUGGGAGCUCGGGAAGAUGCUGUCGACCUUCCGUGUACAAACCGUGGACCAGAUGCGCCAUAUUCCGGUGGACAAGCUUGUGUUACUUGGCCAGAACGUCCGCGCCGUGGACGAUGGCGUUUUCUUCCGCCGGGGCUGGACUGGAUCUCUUGUCUCGGAACCUGAGGAUGACUCUUCAGCGGCACACCAUGAGCACCACUCGGAAGCGCAUCUCGUCUUGGGACUCAACGGGCUCUCGCAUCACCUGAAGGUCGUUCACCACCACACGGACUCCCGUUCCCACUCACACACGAGGACGCCACAUCCUUUCCAUAUCCGCCAACCGCUCAUCAUUGGCGACUGCGGCGCGGAAUCCUUGCUCUGGUCUCUUCCGGCAUCGCUGUGGACAGCUGCGGGCGUCGUGAAGAGGAUACGCGCCAUCUGCCAGUCGCUCACCAAGGCAAACACCAUCCUGCGCUCAUAUGACAUCAAUGCCGCUACACCUGCAGACGAGCUCCCCGACCGCCUCUUGGAGCUAAUCAACGACACACGGUUCGCUUGGCCAACGGAGAUGCUCGCGUCAAGUCUACGCUCGGCGCGUGGUGGACACGGCGUCUGGCGCUACGUGUUCGACCAGGAAGGUCCUUCGCGCGGCGUGCCACACCACGCGGUCGACCUCAUGUACCUCUUCGACAACGUGCCCUUGCCUUCACUCUCGUCACCCUCGUUCUACGACUGCGACCUUGUACCUGACGAGAACGGCUGCUACUAUUCCUCGGACGACGACUCGGAUGACGAGUGCAUGAUCACCAAGUGUACGUCAAGAGAAGACGGCGCCCGGUACGACUACGAUGCGGACUGGGCAAUGCCGGUUGUCGACGACUGGACGUACUCGCGCGUGCGGAACACCAUCCAGGAGCGAUGGCUUGCCUUCGCGUAUGGAGAGGCGCCUUGGCGGGAAGACAAGGUGUACGUCUUCGGGCCCGAAGGGGAGACCGGCGAGCGGAGCAUGCGCAUCUUCCAGGCGCGGCGUCGGACGCAAGUAUGGAAGGAGGCGCUCGAACCGCUCGGAACCAGCCUCGUGCAGAAGCUCGGCGUCGAGCUCUGCAAUGGGCCCCCGGCCGACUCACGCCCGCGGUGGUGAAUUUCUGUGCAGAUAGGACGGAGUGGUGGACGAUAACCCUUUAUAUACCUCGCCGCCGAUUCGUUUCUUUUCUCUUCGGGUUUCGUGCUGUUCGCGAAAACAAAACAUCGCUGCAUCUCCAUCAUUACAAUCACCAUCAUCAUCCCCUUUUAUGCGCAUCUAUGUAUUCGGGUAUUUGCAUGCUGUCGUCUCGCUUUGUGUGUCGCUACUCUACAUCCGAUGUACGAUCAUUUCUCGUGUUGUCCCUCGCAUGUUGUACGCACUACUCGCCUUGCAUUUACUGGCGUAAUCGCAUACACAUCGA
This is a messenger RNA of Dichomitus squalens LYAD-421 SS1, 2278 nucleotides long. RefSeq names its product carboxylesterase. The record is from RefSeq and is a predicted model, not a curated record. NCBI's taxonomy places the organism in Eukaryota, Fungi, Basidiomycota, Agaricomycetes, Polyporales, Polyporaceae. The transcript is spliced from 5 exons. The coding region runs from base 49 to 1974 and encodes 641 amino acids.